Paramecium sonneborni is the source of this 975-nucleotide messenger RNA. Lineage: Eukaryota; Ciliophora; Oligohymenophorea; Peniculida; Parameciidae. The record is from the annotation of a GenBank genome assembly.
AUGUAAAAUAAUUAAAUCAUAUACUCUUAGACAUAAGAAAAAAGAUCAUUUUUUAAUCGUUUAUGUUCUUGUUUUGAAUAUUUCAAAAAAGAUCCUAAACAGAUAAAUUAAUAUCAUCCAGAAAUAGAUACUCCAAAAUCUUCAUUUAUUGUAUGAAAAUAUAGCAAUAUAUAGGGUUAAAGAAAAAUAAUAGUUUUAGAUUUAGAUGAAACAUUGGUGCAUAGUUAAUUUUAGCAUUUUGAUAAUCAUGACUUGACACUUGACGUAUUUGUUAAGUUAGAAUUUAGAUUGUUGUAUAAUAACAAAAUUUCAAGGUUUAUGUAAUUAUUCGUCCAGGAGUAAAGAAAUUCAUAGAUUAGCUUAAUAAUUUUUAUGAUAUAGUAUUUUGGACAGCUAGUUUAAAGGAAUAUGCUAUGCCAGUAAUGGAUUAUAUUGAUCCAGAUAGAAAAGCAGUAGAGAGAUUAUUCAGAGACAGUUGCACACCUUUGAAGAAUGGAUUAACAAAGGAUUUAACAAAGUUAGGUAGAGAUCUGAAAGAUGUAAUAAUUGUUGAUGUAAGAAUACAUUCUUUAAAUAAUUAGAAUUCAAUUUUCUCAUUUACAAUGAAUAAUGAAAAUGGUUUAAAGAUAAAGGAUUUUUUUUAUGACAAAUUUGAUAGGGAACUAGAAAAUAUCUUGCCUUUUUUGAUUUGGAUAUCAUAAGUAUGGUGAUGAACUACUAAAAAGUUGUCUGAUGUAAGACCAGUAUAAAUACAAUAUGGAGAGUUUUAGAGAAGAAAGAAAUAAGAGAGAAAGAACAAUGAAUAACAAAAUUUAUAUGGCAUAUCAAGAUCUGUAACAAUAGAGAGAAAGAAAAUGAAUCAUAACAGUUUAAUAAAGACUUUGACAGAGUAAGUUACAGAUGAUAAGAAGGUUAAUAAGGCUGAUACAGAUGAGAGUGAGAAGGAAACCUUUGAGAUAGGUAAUUGAUACUGAG